CCUCCCGCCCCAAGCCACGCCCCCACCCCGGCCCAAGCCAAGCCCCGCCCCCCGCCCCAAGCCACGCCCCGUCGCCAAAGCCACGCCCAAAACGCUGCUCAAGCCACGCCCCCGUUGCCCGGUAACCGCCCUGACUUCCUGGCGGGAGGCGGGAGGCCACGCCCCGCGCGGGACCGGCGUGGAGCGGAGCGCGGGCCAUGGCGCGGGGCGAGCGGGAGACGCUGCUGGCGCUGCAGCAGGCGCUGCCCGAGGAGCAGUUCCAGGCCCUCAAGUACCUGCUGGAGGACCGGUUGCCGCUGGCGCAGCUGCGUCCCGCCACGCGUCCCGACCUCUGCAGCCUCCUGCUCCAGCGCUUCCCCGGGCGGGCCCUGCGCGUCACCGCCGACCUCCUCCGGAGCAUCUCUCGCCACGAUCUCGUCCGGCUCUACGGGCUCCCCGGAGCGGAGGAUGAGACCCCCGUGGAGAAGGGAGACGCCGUCGGGUCUCGCGCUCCGUCGGGACGCGGGGAGGACGCGGGAUGUCCGCCCGUCUCGCUGUCAUCCGCGUCUUCCCCUCCGUCGGCGCGUCCGCGGAGGCUGACGGAGAAGGAUCUGAUCCAGAUAGCCCAAAAACUGGGAAAAGAGUGGCAGGAGGUGGGGAUAGGAUGCCUGGGGAUAGAGAGGAGCCGCCUGGACCAAAUUCGGGAGGAUAACCCCCGUAACGUCGUCAUGCAGAGCUUCGAGAUGCUGCGGGAGUGGCGGCGCAGGGAGAAGCAGGAGGCCACGGCCCCGCGCCUCCGUGCCUGCCUGGCCCCCGCCAGCCUGGACCCCGAAGUGCUCGACCUCCUCCAGAGCUUCCAGGGGGACUGAGGGGUGGGGGGGGGCCACCUGCUCCCACCCGCCCCCCUGCCGCUCAUUUUGGGAGGAAAAGGGAAGAGUAAAAGGUUUUUUUAUUCC
This is a messenger RNA of Grus americana (Whooping crane), 935 nucleotides long. Its product is annotated as death domain-containing protein CRADD-like. Bases 198 to 848 code for a protein of 216 amino acids. NCBI's taxonomy places the organism in Eukaryota, Metazoa, Chordata, Aves, Gruiformes, Gruidae. Gene Ontology annotation, biological process: regulation of apoptotic process; signal transduction. Gene Ontology annotation, molecular function: protein binding. The transcript is spliced from 2 exons. The record is from RefSeq and is a predicted model, not a curated record.